AUGACCAUCUGCAAUGUCGUCUGCAGCACUCCCAAGGGAGGACUGAAGACUCUCAGGAGCAAGCUUCAACCCAAAGGCAGCAACAUACUGCAUGAGCUGCCAAAGACGCCUGCAAGGACACGGUUCGCCCCUUCGCCAACGGGCUAUCUCCAUCUCGGGUCGUUGAGGACAGCUCUAUACAACUGGCUGUUAGCUCGAGCAACGGGAGGGCAAUUUCUCAUUCGAGUUGAAGACACAGAUCAGACAAGGCUUGUCGAAGACGCUCUCCCCCGUCUGUUGAAAGAUCUGAAAUGGGCUGAGCUGGACUGGGAUGAAGGGCCUGACAUUGGUGGUCCGUUUGGCCCAUACGUACAGUCUGAACGCCUGCAUCACUACACCAAGCACGCGGAGCAUCUGAUCGAAACUGGACACGCAUAUCGGUGCUUCUGUACGGCCGAAGAACUGGAGAGGCACAAACAGCAAACCCUUGACGGCGGCAGCCUCGUCAACUAUCCCGGCACGUGUCGAAGUGUCCCACCAGACCAAGCAGCUCGGCGUGCUGCCAACGGAGAAUCUCAUGUUGUUCGCUUCAGGAGCGAGGGGCGUCCAUCAUUUACGGAUGUCGUGUACGGACGAUAUCAGAAGAAUGAAGACGAGAGCGAUUUCAUACUGAUGAAGACUGACGGCUACCCGACGUACCACUUCGCCAACGUCGUGGACGACCAUCUCAUGGAGAUCACUCACGUAAUCCGUGGUGUUGAAUGGCUCAUUUCGACGCCCAAGCACAUCGCCCUCUACGACGCAUUCAAAUGGACCCCCCCGACCUUCGCUCACGCCGGCCUCCUGUGCGGGCCUAACGGCGAGAAGCUCAGCAAACGCAACCGCACCAUCGACAUCGACAUCGGCGCAUAUCGCGACCAGGGCAUCCUCCCCUCAGCCCUGAACAACUGGCUCGCUCUCCUCGGCUGGAGUCCCAGUAAGAAUGCCAGCGCCAAGGGCGACGUCUUCCCGUCCAUGGACGAGCUCGCGAAGAAGUUCUCCCUUAAGUUCACAAAGGGCAACACGCAAACCAACCCGGAGAAGCUUCCCAUCCUGCAGCGCGCCCACCUCACUCACCUCCUGCGCACCGCCCCGGCCUCCGACGCUCGCCUCACGACAACGCUCAUCGACCCUCUCCUGAAGAGCAUCGACGCCAUCGAAACCCCCUCCGCCACCCUCGAGAACCCCGUCCCCGCCCUCGCCCCCUCCGCCCCCCUCGCGUCGAAACAGGCCCAUCUCCUCUCCCUCCUCAAGACCCUGGCCUCAGACCCCAAGGAGACGGUCAUCGACCCGCACUCGCUCCUCGCAAACCACCCUUCCCUCUUCUUCCGCCCGGCCCGCGCGGACGCGGCGGAUGGUGCGCUCCGCGAAGCAGCAGCCGCCCUGACCGCGGCGCUGGCGCCCCUGGCGACCCGAGACGGCGAGGGCCGCGACGGCUGGACCCCGGAUGCGAUCCAAAAGGCCAUUGCUGCGCUGCUCGCCGACAAGCCGGUCGAGGAGCGGACGAGGGUCUACGAAUGUCUGCGCCUGCUUCUCACGGGCGACGGGACGAGGCCGGCUAAGCCGGCCAAGCUGCAGCUUGCUGUGCUGGGGCCCGAGGAGGCUAUGCUGAGGCUUCAAGGGGCCGGCGCUGCUUAG
Molecule: messenger RNA, 1656 nt
Organism: Verticillium dahliae VdLs.17
Lineage: Eukaryota; Fungi; Ascomycota; Sordariomycetes; Glomerellales; Plectosphaerellaceae
Product: glutamyl-tRNA synthetase
Exons: 6
Coding region: 1-1656 (551 amino acids)
Biological process (GO): glutamyl-tRNA aminoacylation
Molecular function (GO): ATP binding; zinc ion binding; glutamate-tRNA ligase activity
Source: RefSeq, a predicted model, not a curated record